AGAUAAAUCGGGUGUGCGCACUGAGCACAAACUAUAAAUACAAGGGAAUUGCACGGCCAAUAUCCUCUACUCGUCAAAUUCACCUGCCGGCUGCCGCAGUUAAUGGAGGGCGUAGGCGCCAGAUUCGGCCGGGUUUCGUCCCGGUAUGGACCGCCGACGGUUUUCACGGGUCGGGUCCGUAAAUGGAAGAAGAAGUGGGUCCGCGUGGCCCCGCGGAGCUCUGCCAACAACAGCAACGCCGUCCACAACCGAGCAGCUUCAAACAGCGAAAUCAAUGAAAUUAACGGCUCUCGUCUUUCGCUUCUCAAGUGGACGCCCAUCACUCCGAGCCAGAACAACACCAACGCCACCGGCAGUGGCGCCGCCGAUGAGAAUGGAAACUCUGAUAGCUCUGUGAAACACGACCCAGUUGAUGAGGAGCAGCCUAAGCGUAGAUUUAAGUAUAUCCCGGUUGCCUUACUAGAAGAACAAAAGAACGAGUCCAUAGAAAUUGCUGAUGAUGAAACCAAUCCAAUUGAAAGUGAAACAGAUGCGCAUAAAACCACUGGUGCUGAUGGUUUGGAUGAAAACCCAGAUAUCAACGAUGCCCCAGUUGACGAAAGCCAGGAGGAUUCAGAUCAGAAGGAUCUGAAUGAAAGCGCAUAUGGGUUGAGUUUGGAUUUGAAUGCACAGGAUGCAGAAGAUGAUACUGACUUGAAAACUAACCAGACAGAAGGUUUGUGAUGGUCUCUCCACAGACUUUAUUUAUUAAUAGUCAAAUUGUGGCUCCUCUUUGGUCUUGUACCAUUAUACCCCAGGCUGCCCCAAUUCUGUUAGCCAAAGCCAUUUAUGCUUUAUGUCAAGGAUAUUCUAAUUUGUAUAGUGCACGGAGAGGUAGAAAUACAAUUUCUUUAGUCAAUCAACUAAGUGUCGUUUUUCUUUUAAUUCCUGAACUGUAAGUCUGGCGGGACAACUUUAUUAUAGGCGAUUAUUAUAUAUUCUUCAUAUUGGACUUGGUUGGAUGUAAUCUUUGUAUUCUGCUGAAAUCCUUAUGAAUGUUAGCAUAUUUAUCAAUGUUGGAUUCAUUUGUUGAACUACUUUUUGGAAUUCAUUUGAAAUUCCAACUUAG
Molecule: messenger RNA, 1108 nt
Organism: Cuscuta europaea
Lineage: Eukaryota; Viridiplantae; Streptophyta; Magnoliopsida; Solanales; Convolvulaceae
Source: the annotation of a GenBank genome assembly